Messenger RNA from Caenorhabditis angaria, 1276 nucleotides. NCBI's taxonomy places the organism in Eukaryota, Metazoa, Nematoda, Chromadorea, Rhabditida, Rhabditidae. The record is from the annotation of a GenBank genome assembly.
AUGUCUUUUUUUGGAUUUGGAGCUCCAACUAGAAAUUGGAAAAUUGGAAAGUUUGGAGAAUACCAAAACACAUUCAACAAAUAUUUCGAACAUCCUGAUGAGCCAAAGAGUAGAUUCUUCAACCGGUAUUCGAUUUAUCGAUUUGUUGUUUCAAGAGGAUCGUUGGAAGAUGAUGUAAGUUAUUUUCAAAGAAAACGACAUGAAAAUAUAUUACAUGUUAGACACGAUUCUACAAAAUUUUAUUUCAUUCAUGGCCAAAAGAACCUGUUUUUGAAUCAAUUCGAUUCGUGCUAAGAAUUGAGGAUCGAGGAGAUCCAAAUAAUCCACUUAUGAAAUCAACAACAUUUAUGAGCAUGGAAAAACCCAAUUCUCUUUGUCGAUUUCAUAAACAUUAUGAUAUUUUGGAUUAUUCUUCAAUGUGUGAAAAAUGGAUUAUUGAUACUGUGUUUCAUAAGAACUAUGAAAUUCAUACUUUGAUUCUGGAAUCGGUAAGAAAUUUUGAUGGUGUGUAGAAAAAAUGGUAUAAAUUUUAUAGGCUCCAGAAUGCUUUGCCUCUGUUCAAGGGAAGUUUCACGUAAAAAGACUCGAAAUCAAUGCAGAUGAAUAUGAAAAUGAUACGUGUUAUAUGUAUUAUUGGUUAAACCUUUUCAGAUAUCGGCCAGGUUGUGUAGGGCCAUUGUCUGUGAAAAUGAAAUCUCCAUUUAUUGAAAUGAAGAUUGCCGCAGUUCCGAUGGUGAGUUGAAAUCUAGAUUUACUCAAUAAAUAUAGUUGAUUUUAGUUGGUUGAAAUCAGUCGAAUCGAGUUAAAUGGAAAAUUUGAUAUCACCCCAUUUUGGGUUUUGACCUACAACGGCUUUUGUUUUAUGUGGAAAAAUAUGGAAGAAAAUAAGAACUUCUCGUCUACUGAACUGAAAUUGAUAUUCGAAAAAGUAAGAUUAACGGGACCGUGGAUUGGAAUAUAUUUGGAACAAGGAAAUGAUAAAAAAAAUGAAUGCAUGCUUAAAUUGCUUGAAAGACAGUAUGGAAGUAAUUUAUCACAUGAUAUUGGAUACAAAUGUACCGGAGUUUUUAGCGAUAUUGUUACAUUUUAUUCAGAAGAAAACAGAACUGUUAUCGAAAAGUCAACCGAUUCGUCUAAUUUAGGAGUCAUGAAUGUGGAAGAUUGGUUUAUUGAUCUCUCAGUACUUGAAGAGUACGGGCUUACAAGGAAAGGUUUUCAAUGUUCCCCCAAGGAAAAAACCGAGAGUAUGUGGAAUGUUGAGGGUUCCCAUGGGUAA